GCAGAAGCCCCGUAUGGGCAGAUGGGAGCAGGGAUGUGCGGCUGCAGCUGGAUGCGGACUGUCCGCUGCGCACGGCUGACUGACGCACGACUCGGCCUCUUAAUAUGGAAUAUUUUCAUAGAGCGAACUGCCUAAUCCAUUUUCACCAGAGGAAAAAAGGAGCCCCGCAGUAGUGCAAAUUAGAAAAGCAGUGCAUUUCGCCGUUCUUUAUGGCUUCUGGCUGUGGAGAUGAGGAGGGAAACACGGAAGGCGGUUCGUGGAGACUCAUAGGCCCGGCCUCGGAGCUUUCCAAGAAGCGCUGCCGCCUCAUGUACUCCUCCCUCGGCUACGACUCGGAUGUGUGCCUCUUCUAUGUCAAGGGGGAGUUUUUUGCCAUGGAUGCCCGAUGUUCACACUCCGGCGGUCCUCUGUGUGAGGGGGACAUUGAAGAGGCUGAUGGGGUCCUGCAGGUCUUCUGUCCAUGGCAUGACUAUGACUUUGACCUGAGGACUGGCACCUCAGGGACCUCACUACAGCAACAAGUGUAUGAAGUCAAGUUGGAGGACGGCAAUGUGUACGUGAAGCAUGCCAGUGAUCUGUCCUUACAGCCUUUUCCUGUGAACCAGAAGACCUGACAACCUCAGCUCCUGCGUCAUCCUUCGACCUCACCUUCCCUGAUGACAGAGCGUCCUGUCUGUAAAAACUCACUCGGGGUAUUUUUGAGACUUGUUCCAGUAACCCAGGCCAUCCGAAACAUUCCUAAGCCUUAUCUGUUAUUUUCGCAGACCAUUUCCUUUUGAAACUGCUUUCAACUCAGGAUGAUAUCAGGUGGAUAGACUGAAGAGGACAUGACUUCAUUAAAUAGUUUCAGAGUUUUUCAUAGUGAAAUAACAGGUUGAGAAUAUUCACUGAUAGUGAAAAUGGAGAUGGGCAGAGCCACUGCAGUCUUAACAUACCAGACAGUUAAUCCACAUAGAGAUUGGCUGCUUUCAAUGCAACAGAAAAACCUUUGUUUUACUUUUCAUCGCUGUUUUAAUCUAAUCGGCACAUGAGAUGGACAGAAUUUUUAUCUUUUGUGAACAUCAUCAAAUAAUUUAUGAUGAAAAAAACCACUGAAUGAAAUGAAAAGUUAUAUUUCAUCACAUUUCAUCAUCCACUAUCUACCUAUGACAGCAUUUGCACUAAAUAUUUUGCCAAAACACAACUUUACACAUAAUCUCAAAUGGAUCUGACCACUCUUUUGUUUUGGUUCCCAUUUGAACCAGUUUAAAGAGUUACUACAGUAUUUUGUAUUUACAUGUGCUACUAGACAAAGUAUUUUAUUAGACAUCACAAAAAUAUUUUGGUGAUCAUUUGCAAGAAUCUAACUUUAAUUACAUUCAUGGGAUAAUUUUCCCAUACGGGAAUUUGUGUUUUGUAGUAUUUUAAGAGGUAAUCGUAUCUUUCCAAAAUGUGGAAAGAACUGAAAUCAUUUGUCGUCUGAAAAGACAGAUAGAUCUUUUUUUUUUCUUUUUUUAGUGGCGUGCUUGUAUAACCUUUUAUUAAUUUAUGGUAAAAUUAUUAAUAUUCUUUUAAAACGAUAGUGAAAUGUAAGUUGUUGUUUUUUUUAACUGCUGCUAUCUAACUAUAGUAAACUGCCUCAGGUUCAGUC
Molecule: messenger RNA, 1630 nt
Organism: Sphaeramia orbicularis (orbiculate cardinalfish)
Lineage: Eukaryota; Metazoa; Chordata; Actinopteri; Kurtiformes; Apogonidae
Product: Rieske domain-containing protein
Exons: 3
Coding region: 210-614 (134 amino acids)
Molecular function (GO): 2 iron, 2 sulfur cluster binding
Source: RefSeq, a predicted model, not a curated record